Messenger RNA from Aphanomyces astaci, 881 nucleotides. RefSeq lists its product as hypothetical. Gene Ontology annotation, molecular function: actin filament binding. Lineage: Eukaryota; Oomycota; Saprolegniomycetes; Saprolegniales; Verrucalvaceae. The record is from RefSeq and is a predicted model, not a curated record. The transcript has a single exon. Gene Ontology annotation, cellular component: cytoskeleton. Bases 8 to 793 code for a protein of 261 amino acids.
AACGAAUAUGGGACGCAACGACCUUCCUGCACCUGUAAGCGAUGCCGAAUGGGCCAUCCGCGUGGAACUGGCGGCGGCCUACCGCCUCUUCCACAAGUUUGGAUGGGACGAAGUCAUUUACGGCCACUUGACCUGCCGUGUCCCCAGUGAAGCCGACGACCGGGACGUCGAGAAUGCCCACUUUCUCAUCAACCCCCUAGGCAUCCGCUACGACGAGAUGACAGCGAGCAAGCUCGUGACAAUUGACAUCAAAGGCAACUAUAUCAACCGCGGCUCCACUGGAUGGGACAUCAACCAAGCCGGAUAUGUCAUUCACUCGUGCGUCCACGAAGCCCGCCACGACAUGCACUGCGUCAUGCAUUGUCACACGAUCGAAGGGUCUGCGGUGUCGUCCAUGAAGUUCGGGUUGCUGCCCAUUUCGCAAUUGAGUCACGUGGCCAUGAGCGGCGGCGUGAGCUACCAUGACUACGAAGGUCUUGCCGUCUCGGACGCCGAAAAGCCCCGGCUGAAGGCCGACUUGGGUCCAGAGAACAAGGUGUUCAUCCUCCGCAACCACGGCCUCCUCACAGGCGGCCGCACCAUCGCGGAAGCGUUCUUCUUCAUGUACUAUACGGUCCAUGCAUGCAAGAUCCAAGUCGCGGCGCUUUCUGCCGGCAUCGAGAAUGUCAGCUACGCGUCGGACGAAGUGGCGCGCAACUUCAAAAUCGGCAUGGCGCCUUUCGUCAAAGCCGGGGUCGGGACUGAAAUGUUCGACGCGUUGAAGCGCGGCCUUCCUCUGGACUAUGCCACCUAAGUAGUAACUCACGACGACAAUGCAUGCAUAAGUGUAGCCUUGGUAGAUGAUGCAAUCUGGCGCGAAUACAUCAUGCUCCGUCUACGAA